This is a messenger RNA of Schistosoma margrebowiei, 506 nucleotides long. NCBI's taxonomy places the organism in Eukaryota, Metazoa, Platyhelminthes, Trematoda, Strigeidida, Schistosomatidae. The record is from the annotation of a GenBank genome assembly.
GGAAAAGUAGAGUGGUUGGUAUGACAACAGUAAUCUGUGUAUUUUGACUCAAUGGAAUUUUCAAAGCAAAUUCCUAACAACGAGGAAAAUUUGAAUUCAUAUAUUGUAAAGCCACAAUUUGAUCAGAAAUUCCGCCCCUGGGCAGUAAGAAACAUCAUUUCUCAGUUACUAAAGGAACGGCUGGAGAGGGAAGUAUACUCUCCUGAGAACACUCAUGAAAAGUGCAUUUCCCUGGCUGAUGAAAUCAAACGCUUAUUAAGGAAAAAUCUAUCUUUGAGACGUUAUAGAUACUUGGUCCAAGUCAUCAUUGGCGAAAAGAAAGGUCAGGGAGUGAAAAUGGCACGCCGCUGCUAUUGGGACUCUGAUACUGAUAACUGUGCAGAUGCUUCAUUUGUAAAUGAUUCGUUGUUCUGUGUUGCCUCGGUUUUUGGUGUUUAUAGCUACUAAGUAUAUGAGUGUUGCACUUCAAAAAGUGUCUUAAAAUAUUUUACGAAUUUCCAAUUAGG